Messenger RNA from Nezara viridula (southern green stink bug), 6628 nucleotides. The record is from the annotation of a GenBank genome assembly. NCBI's taxonomy places the organism in Eukaryota, Metazoa, Arthropoda, Insecta, Hemiptera, Pentatomidae.
GUGGAUCUUAGAGAAUAGCUGUGCUACGUGGACACGGUGGACUGGGACCUCAUCGCCACCACGGGCUCCAACUUCGUCGUCCCGGCCAAGGACAGGAGCGUCUGUCCCGGUUGCGGCCACUGCCCGCCCAGGGGGAACUGCUGGUCCAGGGCUCACUGCCAGAAUGGGGUACUGACUGUCACUCAGAGUGCAUGGGCGGCUGCACGGGACCUUCUCCUGAAGAGUGCACCGCCUGCAAGAACUUUAUCCACGGCAAGAACUGCGUCUCUUCAUGUCCGCCAUCCACGUGAGUAUGAAUUUGAAAAUAAACGGUGUGUGACAAAAGACGAAUGCCUGGCAAUGAAUAACACCUUAUUAAGACCAGGCAAGACGGAAACUAAAGAAAAUUGGUUCGUAUGGGAAUCACUGUGUGUGAAUUCUUGCCCACGAGGAUUGGAAAGAGAUCAGCUGCUUGGCUGCAAGAAAUGCCCUGGGAGAUGCGAGAUGUACUGCAAAGGAGCCAACGUGGAGUCGAUCCAGUCUGCACAGCAGCUUCGCUACUGCACGCACAUCAACGGGUCGCUGGUAAUACAGCUGAGGAGCGGCAACCAGUCCUUCAUUCAAAAAGAGCUAGAGGAGAACUUGGGUCAUAUAGAAGAAAUUAUGGGUUUCCUGAAAAUUGUCCGCUCUUUUCCAUUGGCCAACUUGAAUUUCUUGAUGAAUCUGCGAGUCAUCCACAGUUCGAAGAUAUUCAGCGAUCCGAUGAACCUGUCCUUCAUCAUGCUCGAAAAUCAGAAUCUUCAAACUAUCUGGGAUUGGGACAACAGGCCUGCCAAGAGAAAUUUCACCAUCCGCUCCGGCCGAUUGUUCUCCCAUUACAACCCUAGUCUGUGUUUGAAACACAUUUAUGAAUUGGGCAAAAUCGCAGGAAUUGAAAAAAUUACAAAUUCUGAAGUAGCGAAAGAAUCCAAUGGUAACAAAUUUGCUUGUAAUAUAAUAGAUUUGAACAUAAAAAUUCACUUUAGAAAUAGUACUAGUAUUACCAUUCUCAUCGGCCCUCCAAAGUUUCGUGAUUCUGAAAAUCAGGAGAAUUAUCUGUUGAGAUAUUUGGCUUAUUAUAUCAAAGCUGCUUUUAAAAAUGUCACUGCCGAUUAUGAGACCAACGAAUGUGGUACCUACCGUUGGUCAGUAGACGACGUAAUGAACUACCCAGAGAAAAAUUCGACGAAAGGUGUGUAUCAUACACUGACUAACCUGGAACCUAAUACUCAAUAUGCAAUAUUUGUCAAGACUUACACGAUCGAGAGUACGGGAGGCCAAAGCACAAUAUUGUAUGAAACAACACUUCCGAGCAAACCGACGCCUCCAGUGGAGCUACACGGUGCCAGUUUCUUCAGUGACAGUAUACUCCUCGAUUGGGAACCACCUCAAAGGAAAAACGGUCAUAUUUCUGAAUACAUAGUCACAGGCUUUCCUAGAGAUGAAGAAACCAAAAUGCUGAAUGACUUAGAUUUUUGUUUAGAAUCUUUAAGGGAUACGUUGUCAAAUAAAAAACCUGAAGUAACCACAAUACUGCCGGAAUUCAAGACUCAAAUUGGUGUAGAAAAACAUGACUGUUGUGAAGACGAAGAACCUAUUAUAAAGCUUGAACAACCCGAACCUAUCUGUCAGAACAAAAAUUUGAAAGAAGCAAAAGUUGCUUCGCCAUUUAUAAAUUCCAAGGAAGAUGCCAGUUGUGAAAAAUAUUUUUACUCUCUAUUGGAAAAUAAUAUAUUAAAAACAGAAAAUCACCUCAAUAGGCGAUAUGUAGACUAUAAAAAAAAAUUUGUCAAUGAUUUAGAUGAUGUAAAAAAGAAAAAUCACCUGUUCACAAUUUAUGAAGUUGUUCCAGGAAACAGAACAAACAUUACCAUAAAAAAUCUUGACCACUUUAUGCUUUAUACAUUCGAGGUCAGAGCUUGUCGGGAAAUGGAUCCUGCAGAAGAAAUGAUAACAGACAAAGAGAGGUGCAGCACCUCAUCCACUGUUACCAUAAGGGCACUUCCAAAACUGGGUGCUGAUGAUAUAUCUUGGCUCGUCGCCCAAGUUAACAACAGGUCUGUCCAACUUAAGUGGGAUGUUCCUAGCAAGCCCAACCUUAUGAUAUUUGCCUUUGAUAUAGAAUAUCGGAGAACUGACAUACCGAAUUUCCGACCAAUUAUAGACUGCGUCAAGGUUCACGAUUACCGAACAAAAGGAAGUUACUACCUUCAUGGCCUCGACAUCGGCCAAUAUUCAGUUAGGGUGAGGGCUGUUUCUCUCGCAGGGGUAGGGAAUUUCACCGAAUACAAGUUCAUAUCCAUUUAUGAAUUCUCAUCAAAAAAUAUCAUAUUGAUAGUUGUAGGCGUGGCGAUAUGUAUCAUAGUUGUAGCUGCAUUGGCUGCUUCUGUUGCCUUCUUUUGGAAAAGAAUUACAAUGAGAAGUGAAAUUUUAAUAGCUUCAGUUAAUCCCGAAUAUCUUGGCCUUCCUGUUGUGGAUGAGGAAUGGGAACUACCAAGAGAGAGGAUCCAAGUCUUAAGAGAAUUGAAAAGGGGAAAUUUUGGCAUCGUUUGCGAAGGUAUUCUACUUCCUGAAGAAAAACGUGUUGCAGUAAAAAAAGUAGUUGAAACUGCAGGUGAUAGAGAUUGUGUUGCGUUUCUAAAUGAGGCUGCAGUUAUGAAACGCUUUACUUCAGCGUAUCAUAUAGUCAAAUUGAUAGGAAUCGUUUCGAGAGAUUGGCCCCAAUUGGUCGUCAUGGAAAUGAUGCAUCACGGGGACUUGAAAACAUAUCUUCGGGAGUGCAGGAAUAUCAAGCCCCCCCUGCCACAGCAAAUGCUACUCAUGGCAGCGCAGAUUGCCGAUGGCAUGGCAUUCAUGGAAAGAUCUAAGCACGUCCAUAGGGACCUUGCAGCAAGGAAUUGUAUGAUAAGGGAAGACUUAGUCGUCAAAAUAGGAGACUUCGGCAUGGCCAGGGACAUCUACGAGACUGACUAUUACCGGAAAGGCAACAAAGGACUCCUUCCGAUCCGCUGGAUGGCUCCUGAGAGCCUCAAUGAUGGAAUCUUUUCCAGUAAAUCAGAUGCCUGGAGUUAUGGAAUUGUACUCUGGGAAAUGGCAACUCUAGCUUCGCAGCCGUAUCAAGGAAUGUCCAACGAACAGGUGCUAGCUCAUGUUGUUUCGGGUAACAAACUGGACUUACCACCUAUCUAUCCAAAACCGUUUAAAACGCUGAUGCUUUGGUGCUGGAAGUGGAAGCCUAAGUUUCGCCCGAGCUUCUUGCAGAUCCUGGGUGAGCUGCACGAGUACACAACCAAAGGGUUUAGAGAAGUGUCCUAUUAUGACAGUCCUGAGGGCAGGGAGGCUCUUGAAGCCCUCUCUUGCGAACUUCAACAUGGUCGCCUAGAACUGACUGCUAAUACUGCUUCUGCUUCGUUCCACACUGCCAACGAAAAUACUGCUUUGUCUGUUCGUAAUUAGGUAAAAGACACUAUUGUCCAACAUUGAUAAAUUUUGACCAAUUUGUAAAUGUUCUACUGACAAUAUGUCUUGAAAUAACAUUCCAUCUUUGUCAAUAUAUUAUUUUUUUAUAAUGUUUAAGUGCCAUAAAUUGAUAAAAAGAACAAAUUAAGACUGCAAAGAAUAAAUUAUUACUUAUUUUCGAUCCAGUAGCCAACACAUCUUUUCCUAUUUUUUUCUUUUAAUUGAUUUAUUAGUAUUACUUUUAUUUGAAUUAAAAGAUAUUCUCUUAGUUUUCAUGAAACAUCUCAGAUAUAAUAGUAUUUGCAAAAUUUCAAUGAAUAUAAAUUGUGAUAUUGGAAAUGAAACUAUUAUAAACUGAUUUAUGUAUUUUUAUAAAUUUGUUGGAUAAAUUGAAAUAAUAUUCCAUCCAUGACAAUAUUACAUUCUAUGCAGGGUCCAGUUUCCUCCACAGUUGAUAAACAUUUUGAAAUGAAUAAAAAUUAAAUUAACAUUUUUUGUUAAGUUUCGUACUUUAAUUCAUAAUUAAAUUAAGGAUCUCCUUGUCCGUUUGAUAUCCUUAUUCUCAAUUAUUUUAUUUCUAAAAUAAUAAUUAUUUUGACAUAUUUGAAAUAAUUUUUUUUUAAAUAUUCAUUAAUUGAUAAAUAUGAUUGCAUUUUUUAGUGUAAAAACAUAUGUUUUUAAAUCAAGUUAUCUCAAUUUAAGUACACUAAGUACAUUUGUAAGUUCUUACAUAACAAAGCAGUAUUUUCGUAACAACUAUGAUUUUUAAAUUGACCUCAUUCGCUGACAUGAUUAGAUUGCAGUAGUUAAUGUUAUCUCUAGUCAUUUGCGUUUAUCAGUUUCAUAGAAGUGUUUGUUCCUCUUUCUAGUUGAGUCUUUUAGUUUUGUAAUUUAAAUAUGUACAUAUUUUUUUAUAAGUGUACAUUUGUAUUUUUAACAUUUGUAAGUGCUUUACAUGUGAUGGAACUGAGUUGGUCUUGUUAAGAUAUAUAACUCCUUUUAUUUUUGUUAUUAAAAUUAUAUUUUAUAAAAAAAAUGUAUAUGAAAAGAGAAAAACGUAAAGACCUAGUUUUUAAAUGUAAAUAGAAUCUAAACUUACACUUGACCAAAAGUUAUUGCUCAUUGUUGUUUAAUUCGAUAAAAAUAUAAUAAGUCAUAAACCGAAUUCAUUCUAUUAUACUUUUAUUUUUCAAAUUUUAGUCUGUAUUACACUUUAUAUUUUUCUAAUUCGCAAAUCUAAAAUGUUGAUUUUUGAAAGUUAAAUAUUACAAUAACCUUAAUUAAUUGAUAAAUGCUUCAAAAUUGUAAUUUGCAAAUUGUUUUAUAAUUUUUUUUCUUUUUUUAUAGUUGAUAAUGAGAUAAAGAAUUCAUGUUCAUUUUGUGCAAUUUGGAAUAAAAGUGAAAAGUAAAUUUGUUAAGGUUUUUAAUUUUGAUUAUUUUUUGUUCCGUAAUAUUUAAAAUUCUGUACACAUUCAUUAUUUAAAAGUUUUUUAUUCAUUCGAUAAAUGAAAAUUCUAAUUUUGUUGAAAUCAAAACUACUACUUUCAUGAGUUGAUAAGAAAAACAUCAACGAUUCAUUUAUUGAAAUUCUUGAAUUAGAUAACAAACUAUUUUAAUUCUCUACUGUGAUAUAAUACAAGACAUUAUACAACUCCUAAAAUAUAAAUAAUCUUUUUUUUUUACUUAUUCCGCUCCAAAAAUUAUACUUUCAAAAAUGUCCCUAAAAAUAUAAUAUUAGUUUAUUAAUUCCACAAAUCUCAAGUUUAAUUUACUUUCUACUUUUAUUUUAAAUAAAAUUAAAACUUUGUAAAUCAACUUGGCAAUAUUUUUUAAGAGAUCAUCCUGGUGCUUAUUCCAAAUAUAAGUUCAUACUUAGGAAUAAAAUUAAAUUUAUUAAAGUACAAGACCAUAUCAAGUUUACUACAAUAAAGUAAUGAAUAAUUAUAGAUCUCAAAUAUUGCAAACAAGAUCUACUGAAUCCAAAUGUUGGGAUUUCAUAAAAAUACUCCUUUAUGUUAUUCUGCAUUCAUAGGUUUAAGAAUUAGAGAUAUAUAAAUUCUAAUUUCAAACUUGAAUAUAAUUGCUUGUUGGUUUUAAAUAUUGUUUAUUAAUGUAAAAUUAAUUAUAUAUCUGUGCCUUACAUUGUUUGAUUCACUGAGCUGUAACGUGUAUUUUUCCUGCUGGUUGUUAUGGCACUUAGAAAUGUAAUGUUUGUUCCUUGUAGAUUUCGCACUACUUUUUUGUAUUUUACAUAUUUUUUUAAUAAGUAGUAUUGAUUAGGUUACUUUUCAGAUUCAUUCAAGUUGAACAAGUCUUCUCUUACUGAUAAUUGUUUCAAUAUGAUGAAGUAUUGUUUUAAGAUACCUCACAAAAACUUGUGAUAUGUAUUAAUUUCUCUUGUUAUUUAUAUUUUUCUAAAGAAUUAGUAUUAGCAACUAACACUUUUUUGUAGCACAAAAAUACUUUCUGCAUUUUUAUAAUUUUUUAUUGAUAUUUAAUUAUCAAGGUUCUUUUAAUUUUAUAUUGACAGAAAUAAAUUGUAACUACAUAUUAAGAAAUAAAGGUUUAUAUAAUGGCCUAUUUCUGAGUUGUGCUUAGUUUUAACUAGUCUUGCAAUAUUCAAGUUCGUAGUUAAGACUGAAUUAUCUUUUACUCAGCAAAUGGCUCAUAAGAUUUCUCUGGUUGUUGAUUCUAAAUGUUUGUAAGUAUUGUAUGUUUAAGUGUCAUUUAAAAAAUUAACUGUUAAUAUUGAUGUCUAUAAUACUUGGAACUGAUACUUUUUAUGUUAGUUUUAAUGAUAAAUAUUAUAGUAUUAUGAAACAGAAAGCUCAAUUGUGUACAGGCCAAUUUAUAUAUUGAUGUCAUUAAUGUAAAAAAAAGUAGUAAGUCACUAGUGGCACUUUAUUAAUGUCUAUAAUUUUAAAAGUAACAUAUUAGUUACCAAAAUACUUUGUAUUGUAAUAUAUUUUCAAUGGAGAGUGUGAGGGUAUCUUUCCCUAUUAUUUUAUAAUAUUUUUUACAAAUUUAAAAGUCCUAAAUGAAUGUAUCAUAUUCCACUUGUAAGUGAGGCAAAUAGCAGAAUGGUGAGAUAAGGUGUUAUCUGUAUCGUCUAUGAAUUGAUGUUCAUAAUAAAAAUUUAUUUACUAAAUUG